Dujonia railenensis is the source of this 804-nucleotide messenger RNA. NCBI's taxonomy places the organism in Eukaryota, Fungi, Ascomycota, Pichiomycetes, Serinales, Debaryomycetaceae. The record is from the annotation of a GenBank genome assembly.
AUGCAUAGUACUAUGCAAUGCCAUGGAGUAACUACGAAGGGAGAACGGUGCAAAAUCAAAUCGUCCACUAGGUACUGCCAUUAUCAUGUACACCAGAGUAAACAAAAAAGCUCUAGCACGAAUUUAACUAACACUACAGUCAGAAUCGCCAUAAAUCCGAGAAGCAGCCACACAUCGUACUCUCGAUCUAACUCCCACUCUCCAGAAAAGGUUCCAAGAUAUCCACACAACCUGGCGUUAGCGGCUCCUCACCCUAUUCCUAAAGCAGGUUUCAUCUAUGCGUAUACUCUUUCGGAUCUAUUGUUGCUCUCCGAGAAACUGUGGCUUAACAUCAAAAACCUACCCAACUGUUCUCCUAAAGACAGGGACAAAUGGUUACCGUUCAACUCUAAGAAAUCCAAGUAUACACUUGUUAAGGUUGGAAUGACCACCAGAACCUCAGUUUUGCUGAGGUUGGUCCAAUGGGAGCAGAAAUGUUGCCAUAGCUUGACAUGUUUGCAGCCUAAUGUUCAGUACUUCAAAAUGGAUAUCAUCGAAAGGCUCAAACGGCUCAAAAUUAGAGAGUAUGUGACCUAUAGAGAUAACGGUUUCUUCUGUAGUCAAGUAGCGAAAUCUGAAUCUGAGAUCCAUAGGAUACUAAGAGAAAGAUAUGGGAAGGGAGAUGUGUAUUGUAGUGGUUGCGCUGUGACAUCGAAAGAUCCAACUUCAGCGUUUAAGAUCCAUGUUGAAUGGUUUAUCGUACCGAAGAAAGAUGUGCCUUAUAUCUUUGAGGUGAUAGAUAGGGUAUGCCAGAAGUAUAAGUAG